This is a messenger RNA of Suricata suricatta (meerkat), 1053 nucleotides long. RefSeq names its product DNA methyltransferase 3 like (gene DNMT3L). The record is from RefSeq and is a predicted model, not a curated record. The transcript has 9 exons. Gene Ontology annotation, cellular component: nucleus. NCBI's taxonomy places the organism in Eukaryota, Metazoa, Chordata, Mammalia, Carnivora, Herpestidae. The coding region runs from base 56 to 1003 and encodes 315 amino acids. Gene Ontology annotation, biological process: negative regulation of transcription by RNA polymerase II. Gene Ontology annotation, molecular function: enzyme activator activity; DNA binding; DNA (cytosine-5-)-methyltransferase activity, acting on CpG substrates.
CCUCUGCUGCGGGAGCCUCCAGGUGUACACGCAGCACCCUCUGUUUGAGGGAGGGAUGUGCGCUCCGUGCAAGGACAAGUUCCUGGACCGCCUGCUCCUGUAUGACGAUGACGGGUACCAGUCCUACUGCUCCAUCUGCUGCUCAGGGGACACGCUACUCAUCUGCGAGAACCCUGACUGCACCCGAUGCUACUGCUUCGAGUGCGUGGACACGCUGGUCGGCCCGGGGACCUCGGGGAGGGUCCAAGCCAUGAGUAACUGGGUGUGCUUCCUGUGUCUGCCCUUCCCCCGCAGCGGCCUCCUGCAGCGGCGCAGGAAGUGGCGGGGCUGGCUGAAGGCCUUCUGUGACCGCGAGUCGGGGGCUGGGCUGGAGACCUACAAAACAGUGCCCGAGUGGAAGAGGCAGCCGGUCCGGGUGCUGACCCUGUUUGGAGACAUCAGGGACGAGCUAACGAGUUUGGGCUUCUUGGAAAACGGUUCUGACCCAGGAAGACUGAAACACUUGGAUGAUGUCACCGACGUAGUGAGGAGGGAUGUGGAAGGAUGGGGGCCCUUCGACCUCGUGUACGGCUCCACGCCCCCCAUCGGCCACGCCUGUGCCCGCCCUCCCGCGUGGUACCUGCUCCAGUUCCACCGCAUCCUGCAGUACGCGCGGCCCCGGCCGGCCUGCCCGCGGCCCUUCUUCUGGGCGUUCGUGGACAACCUGGUGCUGACCCAGGAGGACCACGCCACAGCCACCCGCUUCCUGGAGACCGACCCCGUGACCAUCCAGGACGUCUGUGGCAGAACCGUCCAGAACGCCGUGCAUCUGUGGAGCAACAUCCCAGCGGUGAAAAGCAGGCAUUCAGCCUUGGGUUCCCAAGAGGCACGGUCCUUGCUGGCCCAGGACUGGCAGCGAAUGAAGCCCCCCACCCAGAGGCCAGCCAAGAUGGUGAAGAAUUGUUUUCUCCCUCUGAGAGAAUAUUUCAAGUAUUUUUCAACAGGGCCCACUUCCUCUUUAUAAAUGAUUCAUUUUACCAUGAAAAAAAAAAAGACUUCCUAGAAUCAGGGCAA